AUGCAAGAAGACCAACGACCUGUUGGAGACAAGGAUCAGGGCGGAGCCCAAACUAAGCCUGGCCCAUUGACUGGGCCUGUCACCCCUCCUACCCACUCAGGAGGGGAAGCCCACACUCCAGGAACGGUUAGGCCUGGACUCAAGGCCCCUUUCCGCCCAUCAAGAGGAACGGGCUUUGACUCAGAAGAAGAGGAAGAACCCAGGCGAGCCCCUAAAAGGGAGCCUUGCGACACGCCUAAACGGAGCCUCAGCUCCCUCACCCCAUUCGACUCAGGGUCCAGCGUAAAGCAACCCAAAAUGGAGCUCCCAGAUCCAUACAAGGGAGACUCCAGGGGACGGAAGGCAACCCAGUGGCUAGACCGUAUGCUGCUGUGGGUUGCGCUUCAUCGAGAUCAAUUCAAUGAAGAGGAACAAAUGGUUGUGUGGAUUCUAUACCACAUGACAGAUAAAGCUGCCGACUGGGCUCUCCCCAUUAUUGGGACUAUUAUCAAGGGCAAGGGAAAUCCCCCCACUACCAUCCCGGCCUUAAUGGCCAAAUUUAAAGAAGCCUUUGCCAACCCAGAUGCAAGAGGGCGGCCGCCAGGAAGAUUGCCGCAAUUCCGCAAUCUCAUGGCGGAACUUGACUGGAACACUGAGGCGUACAUUGCCCAGUUUACGUGCGGUCUUCACUGGAAGGUGAAAGAACUCCUGUCCACCAAGGACAACAUUCCCGACAAUGACCUGGAGGCCAUAUUUGCCGCCUUGGUCAAGAUUGACAACACUCGUCGGGAGAACAAGGAAAACCGCCCCAAGAAGGCUUCCACCAAGGCUCCGGUUGCCACAACCACCUCUACCUCCACCACUACCACCAGGGUCCGUUUAUCCAAGGACCCCAACUAUGUCACCCCGGAGGAAAGGGAUUGUUGCCGCGCAUCAGGGCUAUGCGUCAAAUGCGGUCAGAAGGGCCACGGAAUCAAGCAGUGCCCAAAUGGCUGGAAAGCCACAGUUAAAGAAGUAGCCAAGCCCCCAACUCCCAAAUUGGACAAUCUAGAUAGUUUUGAAUUUGUAUCUCUUGCUCUAGACUCAAAUAAAAAACCCCUCUUAUUUAUUGAUCUAUAUGUCCAAAAUUCCCCGGCAGAACCCCUCAAAACACUCAUAGAUUCCGGAGCCACAUCAAAUUUUAUUUCCCCAUCGAUUGUGGAAAAAUUAAAAAUCCCAAAAACCCAACUCGAAAACCCACAAGUUGUGAGAAUGCUAGAUGGUACAAUCUCUCAGACUGUCUGCCCCAUUGGGAACACACCCGCCAUACUUGGCAUGACAUGGCUCACUCAGGAGUCACCCCUCAUAGACUGGAAUCUAGGCACCGUCACCUUCCCAGACCAAGUCCAGAUAGCCUCGGAAGAAGAAGCAGACUCUAACCCCUUGUCAGACCUCCCAAAGCAAUACCAUGAAUUUGCUAAAGUCUUUGGCGAAGAAGAAUUCAAGGUGCUUCCCCCACAUCAGGAAUAUGAUAUAGCCAUCAAUCUCCUGCCCGAUGCCAAGCUUUCUCCCGGACCCAUUUACGGCAUGACCAAUGCAGAAUCCAAAGCGCUAAAGCAACACAUCGACAAGGAACUGGCAACAGGCAAGAUCCGCCCUAGUACCUCCUUGGCAGGCGCCCCGGUCAUGUUUGUGAAAAAGGCAGAUGGAUCUCUCAGGCUAGUUGUGGAUUACCAAAAGCUCAAUGACGUAACCCAUAAAAAUGUUUACCCUCUACCAAGGCAGGAUGACCUCAUGGCCAAACUCAGGAACGCCAAACUAUUCACCAAGCUAGACCUGCAUUGGGGUUAUAAUAACGUCCGGAUCAAGGAAGGUGAUGAAUGGAAGACAGCCUUCCGCACCAAAUAUGGGUUAUUUGAGUACUUGGUCAUGCCCUUUGGUCUUACAAACGCCCUGGCAGCAUUUCAGCACUUCAUGAAUGACUUGUUCAGGGACCUCAUUGACGUCACAGUGAUAAUUUACUUGGAUGACAUCCUCAUUUUCUCAGAAGACCCCAAAAAGCACCCUGAACACGUUAGGGAAGUCCUAUCAAGACUAAUGAGAAACCAGUUGUUUUGUAAACUCUCCAAGUGCCACUUCCACGUCACUACCGUUGAUUACCUUGGCAUUGUCAUAUCCCCGGCGGGCUUCUCCAUGGAUCAGAAGAAGAUUGAGGCGGUCACGUCAUGGCCCCAACCUAAAACAGUUAAGCAGGUCCAAGCAUUUUUAGGUUUUGUCAACUACCUCCGUCGUUUCAUCCCCAACUUCAGCUUGGUGGCACGCCCCCUCCAUAAUCUCACAAAGAAGGAAACCCCCUGGUCAUGGGACAAUCCAGAGGAAGCUGCAUUCCAGGAAUUAAAAACCCUUGUCACCAGAUCCCCGGUUCUUAUUCACUCCAACCCAAAACUGCCCUAUUACCUAGAGACGGACGCAUCAGGGGUAGCCAUGGGAGCCAUACUGAGUCAACAAGGAGAGGAUAACCAACUCCAUCCAAUUGCAUACAUGUCUAAGUCCUUCUCAGGCGCCGAGGCUAACUAUGAUACGCACGACAAAGAAUUAUUAGCUAUCAUUAAAGCACUAGAGGAAUGGCGAAUCUUCCUGGAGGCUACGGAAAAAUCAAUUCAGGUUUUCACAGAUCAUAGAAACCUGGAAUACUGGAUGCAGGCACAAACCUUUAAUCAAAGACACGCAAGAUGGCGCAUUUUCCUUAGUGACUUCAAUUUUGAGAUUCACUACCGCCCUGGAAAGCAGUCAGGGAAACCAGACGCCCUAUCCAGACGAUUGGAUUACCUGGAUGUACCACCGGAACCAGAAGUCAUGCUUCCAACAGAGGUCUUUGCAAACACGUCAGAAGAAGAGCUGGAGAUUGUCACCAAAGUACGCUCCAGGUUGAAAGAAGACCCUUCCCUAGAACAAAUUAUCCAGUUUCUAACAGAAGACGCUGAUAACGCCCUGCCAUCCAUACAAAAGGCAUACCAAGAAUAUGACUGGGAGGAAGACCUACUCUGGUAUCGUGGGAGACUAGUGGUACCCAACCACAAGCCCCUAAAAGAAAGACUACUGAAGGAAUUUCACGACUCUCCCCUGGCAGGACACCCAGGUCAGCAAAGAACCCUAGAGCUCCUAAGUCAAAACUACUGGUGGCCAGGCAUGAAAUCCUCAGCCAAGGAAUGGGUGGAACAUUGCCCAACUUGCCAAGCAAAUCAACGAGCCCGCGCACCGGUAAUAGCUCUGAAACCCCUGGAAGUCCCACCGUAUCCUUUUCACACUAUAUUGUACGACUUCAUCACCGGGUUCCCCAAGUCCCAAGGCCAUGAUGCUAUCCUUGUGGUUAUUGAUUCAUUUUCAAAGUUUGGGCACUUCAUCCCUACAUCCAAGAAGGUCACAUCCAAAGGGUUGGCGGACUUAUUCAUAACGCAUAUCUGGAAACUCCACGGCUUACCAAUCAAAACCGUCUCAGACCGCGGAACCACAUUCACUGGAAAGUUUCUCCAAGCACUCUACCAAAGGUUGGGGAUCAAACCCUCCUUCUCCUCUGCUUACCACCCAGAAUCCGACGGACAGACAGAAAGGGUUAAUCAAUUUAUCGAAUUCUACCUAAGGUCAUAUGUAGCAGCCAAUCACUCAGACUGGGCCACUUGGCUUCCCUUGGCAGAAUAUGCGUAUAAUAACGCCAAACACGCGUCCACAGGAAAAACCCCCUUCGAACUGGUUUACGGAAGGAAUCCAGUGAUGAACCCCUCCAAUGUCCCAGCCAACGUACCAGAGGCAGAUAAGGUAGCAGAUACUCUAGCUCAGGAAUGGAAAGAAGCCAAGUCAGCCCUCAGACUAAGCAAGGAACGGAUGGCCGAGAACCAAGGAACAAUACCAGAGUAUUCAGUAGGAGAAAAGGUUUGGCUGGACGGAAAGAACGUAGAAUUAAGGACCAAUUCAAAUAAGCUGGACCCCAGACGACUUGGCCCCUUCAAAAUCAUUGAAAAGGUCUCCAGUCAUGCCUACCGCCUAGAAUUACUGGAAACCUUGAAAAUCCACAAUGUCUUCUACGUUGGGUUAUUGUCCAAAAGUCACGAAGCCCCGAGCCAGCCAUUUCCAGAACAACCUCCCCCUGAAACAAUAGAGGGAGAAGAAGAAUACGAGGUAGAGCAGAUCAUUGAUUCCAAGAGACAACGGGGAAAAUGGUUUUACCUAAUAAAAUGGAAAGGUUACGGUCCAGAGGACAACUCCUGGGAGCCCGAGGAGCUAUUAAAACACAGCCAGGAAGAGAUCAAGCGCUUCAACCAGGCCAGACUCAGAAAGGCUCGUGACGCCGCCAAGAGCCUUUAA
Messenger RNA from Rhizoctonia solani, 4320 nucleotides. Its product is annotated as Retrotransposable element Tf2 protein. Gene Ontology annotation, biological process: DNA integration. Gene Ontology annotation, molecular function: nucleic acid binding; zinc ion binding. Bases 1 to 4320 code for a protein of 1439 amino acids. NCBI's taxonomy places the organism in Eukaryota, Fungi, Basidiomycota, Agaricomycetes, Cantharellales, Ceratobasidiaceae. The transcript has 4 exons. The record is from RefSeq and is a predicted model, not a curated record.